AAAAAAACCGUUCCACCCUACAAGCGGCUCCCCUGCGCUCGUCCCAGCGACAAAACUCACUCGCUACCUAGCAACCUAGCAGCAAUGGCGUCGUCGUUGCUGAAGCCACACUCCCACUGCUCCGCUCUGCCGUCCGGGAGAAGCAGCGGCAGCUGCCCCGCGACGGUGCACCUAGUGCAGAGGCCAGCCGGGAGGAGGGGCGACGCUCUGAAGGCGAGGGCGUUCCCGCUGGACGUGGUGCCGCUGAUGGUGACGAUGGUGGAGCACGUCGACAACCAGAGGGACUGGGUGGUCACCAAGUCCAUCUGGCAUCUCAGCGACACGGCCAUCAAGAGCUUCUAUACGUUCUACGCCAUGUUCACGGUCUGGGGCGUCUGCUUCUUCGCGUCCAUGAAGGAUCCGUUCUACGACAGCGAGCAUUACAGGGGGCAGGGGGGUGAUGGCACAGUGCACUGGUACUACGAUCGGCAAGAGGACAUCGAGGCGACCGCGAGGGGGGAUCUGCUGAGGGAGGAGCUGCUUGAGGAGAUCGAGCAGAGGGUCGGAGGGCUGAGGGAGCUCGAGGACGCGGGAAUGGAGGGGGAGCUUGAGGAAGCCAAGUAACCGUGAGACCCAAGCGUAUAUAUGCAUGGAUUGGCAAAACACCUUGCCUUCCUCCGCUGAAGUUGAGUGAAAAGCUUGGACUCUUCAGUCUUCAGUGUAGUACAGUAGAAACUACACAAGUACACAUAGCAAGAUCAUGUGGCAAGUUGUGCAAUAUACAUUUGUACAAGGCAAGAUAUACAUUCUCCACUAGAAUUGGAGGCACGCUAUUCCUUGCUAUGCCAAUCGAAAUCACAGAUUGAUUAACACCAA
This is a messenger RNA of Triticum urartu, 855 nucleotides long. It is a transcript of the gene PNSB4, whose product is annotated as NDH dependent flow 6. Gene Ontology annotation, biological process: photosynthetic electron transport in photosystem I. Gene Ontology annotation, cellular component: chloroplast thylakoid membrane; NAD(P)H dehydrogenase complex (plastoquinone). The record is from RefSeq and is a predicted model, not a curated record. Lineage: Eukaryota; Viridiplantae; Streptophyta; Magnoliopsida; Poales; Poaceae.